AGAAAAAUAUGAAGGCCUUAGUUCUUUUCCCUUUCCACUCGCGCUACGUCAGCAGAUGGGGCGGACGCAUGAGGCGGCGAGCGCGUUUUGCGGUUUUGCCCGUCGCCGCGACACGACGCAUCCGCGCGUCCGGAUCGCGCUGGUGCGCGUUGAUCGCGCGUCUCCAGAAACUCAUUCCCCGGCGCGUAUGUACAGUCGUACAUCUCUUCGCUGUUCAGUCGGACGUGUUUUCCUCGCUGUGAAAAGAAUCCCGCCGCGAUGCCGUGCAAAUGCUGUGUACCUCGAUGCCGCGGAAACUACACGGGGGACACGAAGGUGCACGUCUUCAAGUUCCCGAGAGAUCAAGCUCUAAGGGACGCUUGGAUUCGCGCUGUGCCACGGGAAAACCUCACGGUCACCGAACAUUCCAGGGUAUGUGAACUUCAUUUCAUGGACGAGGACAUUAUUCGAGACACGACGCAUACAGAUCAAGCAACUGGCCGCGUAAUGACAGUGCCGCUAUCUCAUGUGCGCCUUCGCCCAGACGCUGUACCGUCGAAGUUCCCGAAUCAUUCGAGCUACUUGUCCAGAAAGACCGCGAGGAGGGAAGAUCCUGACUCCAAGCGCGCGCGAAUAGAGAAUGCAGCCCUUCAGAAAGCCAUCGCUGAAUCCAACGAGGCAUUUAUCAGAGCACGCGAGGAGGAUAAAGUCAACAGUGUGAGCGAACUUGCCAACCACUUAAGGAGCCAAGGGAUGAAGUUCUGGGAUGUUAUCGAAAGAAAUGAAAGGCUUCUUCUCAUUCACAUUGUCGACGAUGAAGCACCGUGGUUGAAAUACUCUGUUUGCGUGAAAGGAGAUUUGAACGUGACACUACACGUUAUGAAAACGGCCGUAAAAAAGCUCGGUGCAAAUCUCUGCGUUCCCGAAAUCGCUAACAGUAAAAGGGGUGUGGUGGAACUCCUGGAAGGCAUCGAGAAGUGGGACUGUGACCUGAUGUCCAACUCAGUCACCGAAAUUUGCGAGGCUGUUUGUUUACUGCUUGAUCAGCUUUGCACGUCCCAAGCAGAAGAUGACGCCAACUGUAUUCAAUUUCUGAAAGAGCAAGUCACCUUGCACCUAUCGAAAAAACAGCGCAGGCGCUACUCUGUUGAUUUCAUGAUGUUUUGCUGUAUUGUUUUCACUAUAUCGCCCCAUGCAUACGCGUUCAUACGUAGCCAUGGAAGCAUCACCUUGCCGCAUCCUAUGACGAUAAGAUCAGUGUGCUCGUCUUAUGGUAUGAGUUCUCAACAAGAGCAUCAGAGUGAAACAUUCCUCAGCUACAUGACAACAAGAAUUUCUGACCUGAAAGAUGACCAGCGCUUUGUCACAGUUAUGGUUGAUGAAAUACAUAUAAAACCUUACUUUGACUACAAAGGAGGCAAUAUUACCGGCGCUGCAAUUAAUAGAAAUGAAGCUGCUAACUGUGCGCUCGUUUUCAUGGUGCGCAGCGUGACGUGUAAAUUCAAAGAAGUUGCGCACAUCGUGCCGGUGCACCGAGUAGAGGCGGAGUUCCUGCAAAAGACGUGAUUUGUGGGCUGGAAAAGAUUGGGUACCGGGUUAUGUGCGUCGUCAGCGACAACAACUCUGUGAACAGAAAAGCGAUGUCACUUUUCGAAUCACCUCCGUGUAACAGAAUUGUGUACCAACAUCCAUCAGGCCCUUCAAGGCCGCUGUUCUUCGUUAUAGACCCAGUGCACAUUCUAAAAUGCAUACGAAAUAACUGGAUCAAUCAGAAGAAUGACCAAAUUUGUUUCUACUUCCCGGAGAUCCAAGGAGACACACCAGAAUCAGAGCGAAUGCAAACAGCGUCAUUUGCAACAAUCAGGGACCUUCACAGCAAAGAGUGUGACCAGCUGUUGAAAUAUGGCUAUGGGCUGUCAAGAAAAGCCCUCUACCCUUUGAGUCUUGAAAGGCAGGAUGUAAAGCUUGCUUUACAAAUCUUCAAUGACUAUUUACCAGAGGCGUUACGUGCUCUUGGAGCAAAGCACAACCUAUUCUCUUUCGAGGCCACGGCUACAUUCGUCGAGAUCAUACUCAAGUGGUGGAAAAUUGUAAACGUCAAAACUCCAUGGAAGGGAGAAAGGCUUAGAGAUCACUUCCAACAACCGGUGCUUUCCAUUGAUAACGAUCCAAAAAUUGACUUCUUGCACAUGUUUCUGAAGUGGCUGGAUGAGUAGAAGAACAAAGGUUUUGACAACGGUACUCUGACAAAGGAGACUCACGCUGCUCUCGAACACACCACCUAUGCGCUUGUUGAGCUCGCUAGGUACAGCUUCGAAGAGCUUGGAAUGUCAUAUGUCCUUUUUGGGAAGAUUCAGGCAGACUGCC
Molecule: messenger RNA, 2346 nt
Organism: Dermacentor silvarum
Lineage: Eukaryota; Metazoa; Arthropoda; Arachnida; Ixodida; Ixodidae
Exons: 2
Coding region: 259-1545 (428 amino acids)
Source: RefSeq, a predicted model, not a curated record